Messenger RNA from Strongylus vulgaris, 198 nucleotides. The record is from the annotation of a GenBank genome assembly. NCBI's taxonomy places the organism in Eukaryota, Metazoa, Nematoda, Chromadorea, Rhabditida, Strongylidae.
CAUACGGCCGGCAAAUACAGAGGUGUUCACGCUGUUAAGCUUCUAGGCUGGGGUGUAGAAAACGGAACAAAGUUUUGGCUUGGAGCCAACUCUUGGUCAGAAGAUUGGGGAGAAAAAGGAUACUUCCGCUUUUUACGCGGAGAGAAUCAUUGUGAUUUUGAGCAAGGUAUAUCGGCUGGACUAUUCAGACUGGAUUGA